Messenger RNA from Zychaea mexicana, 538 nucleotides. RefSeq lists its product as uncharacterized. Lineage: Eukaryota; Fungi; Mucoromycota; Mucoromycetes; Mucorales; Lichtheimiaceae. The transcript has a single exon. The record is from RefSeq and is a predicted model, not a curated record. Bases 183 to 359 code for a protein of 58 amino acids.
GCAGGAGUUUCCGCUUUCUUAAACCUUUUCACAAGUUAGUAGCCAUGUCCACAAAAGUCACUAUACGAAAUGGAGUCGACCAGAUUUUAAGAACCCGUAUGCAAUCUCUUCUCUGAAUAUACCUUCUCGAAUUUGACGUGCUCUUUCAUCUCGACGUUUUCUUACAACUGGAACCGUAUAUAAUGAUAGGAUUCUUGGAAAUCAUCAAGUCCGUUCAGCCGGCUGGACGGUGGAAAUUAGUCGUGGUCGAUAGCUUGUCCCUGAAAAUCUUGAAUUCAGCAUGUAAAAUGUAUGAUAUUUUGGAGGAAAACGUAAGUUUUGCAUACAUAUAUUUUUUCAAUAAGUGCUCUAGCUAUUAAAACAAAUAUAUUAAAUCUCAUAUCUGCGUGUAUCCGUGUACACUGUUUGUUUUUGCUAGGUUACUGGCAAGUUAUUCGUCUUUGUUGAAGUACUGAUGAUCUUUUUCGAACCCUUCGUAUCAUGCUAAACUUGGAAAAUUUCUUAAAAAAACAAUAGUGGUGGAGAAUAUAGAGAAGUC